UCCCUCCUCUAGGAGAGAGUUCUCUCCUUACUUCCUCCUCUCCCCUCCACCAUGGCUCGAUCCGUGGCGUCCUCCUCCUCCAUCUCCACCAUGCCGUCCUCCUCCGCGGCGGCGGCGGCCGCCGCCCUAGAGGCCGUGCAGGUCCUCGUCACCUCCCUCGCCGACGAAUCACCCGUCGCCCGGGACGCCGCGCUCGCCGCCCUCCGCGAGAUCGCGCCGAUGAACCCGCUGCUCGUCCUCGACUGCUGCGCCACCGUCUCCAGAGGCGGUCGUCGGCGGUUUGGCAAUAUAGCUGGGGUUUUUCUCGUGAUGGCUUCUGCAGUGAAGGCUCUCGAUCGCUCUGAUGCUGAGCGUGAAUUUCUUCGGAAACUUGCGAAGAUUGCAACAGCAGAGAUUGUUAGCUCAAAGGAACUCAAUGUCGACUGGCAAAGAGCAGCAGCGAGUCUUCUUGUUGCCAUAGGGUCACAUGAUCCAGACUUGAUGAUGGAGGAAUUAUUUCUUUACUUCGCUGGACCAACUUCUGCUUUGCCAGCCAUGUUACAGAUACUUGCAGAUUUUGCAUCAGCUGAAGCCUUGCAGUUCACCCCACGAUUAAAGGAUGUACUUUUGCGCGUUUUACCUAUCCUGGGAAGUGUACGGGACGCUCAACGACCUGUUUUUGCGAAUGCAUUCAGGUGUUGGUGCCAGGCAGCAUGGCAGUACAUAGGAGAUGCCCCCUCUGAGCUUCCUUUCGAUACUGACGUCAUGUCCUUUAUGAAUUCAGUAUUUGAAUUACUUCUAAAAGUAUGGACAGGUUCGCGUGAUCUAAAGGUGCGGUUGUCUUCUGUUGAGGCUUUGGGAGAAAUGGUUGGUCUUGUCACAAGAUCACAGUUGAAAUCAGCACUGCCAAGGAUCAUACCGACAAUGUUGGACCUAUGUCGGAAAGAUCAAGAAAUUGCUUUUGUUGCAUCUCACAGCCUUCAUAACCUUCUUAAUGCAUCAUUAUUGUCAGAAAGUGGUCCUCCUUUACUUGAUUUUGAGGAGCUUACUGUUGUCUUAAUUACACUUCUUCCAUUAGCAUCGGCCAACAACAGCAAAUUUGAGCAUUCGUAUGUUUCAAAGGGACUGAAGACAUACAAUGAAAUCCAACAUUGCUUCUUGGUAAUUAGUUCAGCAUACCCCGAGGAUUUGUGCAUGUUCCUUUUGAAUAAAUGCAAGUCAAAAGACGAAGCAUCUAUUGUUGGGGCACUUGGCACAAUAAAACAUCUAUUGCCUAGGUUGUUGGAAUCAUGGCAUACUAAGCAAGCGUUACUUGUUGAAAUUGUGAAAUCACUUUUGGAGGAGCAGAGCUUGGGUAUUCGAAUGGCACUAGCUGAGCUAAUUGUUGUUAUGGCUUCACAUUGCUAUUUAAGUGGACAUCCUGCUGAGCUGGCAGUUGAGUUUUUGGUGCGUCAUAGUGCUAUAACUGAUGAUGAUCUGAAUGAUCCUAACACUCUGAAAAACGAGUACUUUCAGGACAAAAGAUUUGAGAUGAAAAUAAGCCUAUCUGGUCUUUCAGAGCUAAGAGCUGUAUGUGAAAAGGGUUUGCUUUUGCUAGCAAUUACCAUUCCUGAAAUGGAGCUUGUUCUAUGGCCAUUUAUCUUGAAACUGAUAAUUCCGAAGAAGUAUACAGGUGCGGUAGCUACGAUCUGCAAAUGCAUAACUGAAUUGUGCAGGCAUAAAUUGUCUCAGACAAACCCACUAUAUACUGAAUUUAAUGCUUCAAAUGAGAUCCCCAAUCCCGAGGAUUUGUUUGCUCGUUUGCUCGUGCUUCUGCACAAUCCACUUGCUAGGGGUCAACUUGCCACACACAUCCUGAUGGUGAUGUGUUACUUGGGUCAACUUUUCCCAAGAAACCUUUCUUUAUUUUUACAAGAUGAGGUCCCUAAGAUGAAAGCUUACAUCGGUGACCCUGAAGACCUUAAGCAAGAUAGCACAUACCAGGAAACGUGGGAUGACAUGAUAAUAAAUUUUUUAGCAGAAUCUUUGGAUGUUGUGAAUGACAGUGAGUGGGUAAUAUCCUUGGGCGAUGCAUUUGCUAGACAAUAUGAUCUAUACGCUACAUGUGAUGGACAUUCUGCUUUGCUGCACAGAUGUUUAGGAAUGCUUCUUCAGAAGGUUGAUGACCGAAUUUAUGUCCGUGAAAAGAUUGACUGGAUGUGUGCACAUUCAAGCAUGUCUAUUCCUAUUAAUCGCCUUGGGCUUGCCCAAGGCAUUGGUCUGGUUGCAGCAUCUCACUUGGAUACAGUUUUGGAGAAGCUGAAGAACAUAUUGGAGAAUGCAGGACAGAGCGCUCUCCAAAGGUUCCUAUCACUUUUCUCAUUGGGAGCAAAAGUUGAGGAUGUUGAUGACACAUAUGCAGCCCUGGCAUUGAUGUAUGGAUAUGCUGCAAAAUAUGCUCCAUCAACAGUUAUUGAAGCCAGGAUCAAUGCACUUGUGGGGACUAAUAUGCUUGGAAGAUUUCUUCAUGUUCAACAUCCUACUGCAAAGCAAGCUGUCAUUACUGCCAUUGACCUUUUAGGCCAAGCUGUUAUUACUGCUGCUGAAAUGGGGAUUUCAUUCCCACUGAAACGAAGAGACCAAUUGCUGGAGUAUGUGCUAACGCUAAUGGGAAGAGAUCAAAAUGAUGACCUUGUUGAUUUCAGCACUGAGCUUCUGCACACUCAAAGUCUAGCUUUAAGUGCCUGUACUACUCUGGUUUCGAUAGAGCCAAGAUUACCUAUGGAAACAAGAAACCGUGUGAUGAAGGCAACACUAGGAUUUUUUGCUUUGCCAACUGAGCCCUCAAACAUUGUUGAGAGCCUCAUAACAAACCUGAUUAUUUUGUUAGGGGCCAUUCUGCUAACUAGUGGUGAAGAUGGUAGAAGUCGAGCAGAGCAGCUCCUGCAUAUUCUUAGGCAGCUUGAUCCAUAUGUUUCAUCUUCUGCCGAACACCAGAGAAGAAGAGGGUGUGCUGCUGUAAAUGAGGUGUUAGUUAAGUUCCGCAAUCUCUGUUCUGGUGGAUUUGGUGUGUUGGGUUCUUAUCCAACAUUCACACUGAACAAACAAAUUGAUCAGGCAGCCCCUAGGAGCUUGUCAAGUUUGCCAUCUGCAUUUGUGUUGCCUACCCGAGAUUCCUUAAGCUUGGGAGAGAGAAUAAUGGCAUAUCUUCCUCGCUGUGCCGAUACAGAUGCUGAAGUCAGGAAAGUUGCUAUUCAGAUACUUGCACUUUUCUUCAACAUUGCAUUGUCACUUCCAAAGAAGAAGGCGUCUGUGAACGACAUUGAUCUGGAGUCUUCAUACAGCGCUUUAUCCUCCCUAGAGGACAUAGUCUCUAUCAUUAGAAGAGAGGCAUCAAUUGACCAGGCCGAAGUAUUUCACAGGGUUGUCUCCUCUCUGUGCGUCCUAUUAUCGAAAGAUGAGCUUGUUGUCUUGCUACACUCCUGUACAUUAGCAGCAUGUGAUAAAGUAAAGCAAUCAUCAGAUGGUUCAAUUCAAGCUAUUAUCAUGUUUAUUAUCAGAAGAGGCAAGGAGCUACGUGAAGCUGACGUAUUGAGGACAACACAAUCUUUGCUGUCGUCUGCAGUCUCGCUUACCAACAAGGAGUCACGCCGAGAAGUUCUCAAUGCUAUAUCGUGCUUAGCAGAAAACACCAAUCACACCGUCGUGUUUAAUGAAGUUCUAUUUGUGGCUGGGCGGGAUAUUUGUACAAAGGACAUAGCAAGAAUUCGUGGUGGCUGGGCUAUACAGGAUGUUUUUCAUGCAUUCUCCCAGCAUAAGGUGCUAGCUAUUCUUUUUCUGGAGUACAUUUUGUCUAUACUUCACAAGGAACCUGUGGCAACAAAUGAUUCAGAAAAGGGGGAGAUCACCUCUGAGUCAUCAGCUGAUGACUGUAUUCUACAAGCAACUAUGUUUGCUCUAAAUGCAUUUCUGAGGGGUGGUGGAAAGAUUGGGAAACAAGCAGUUGAACAAAGUUACCCUUCUGUUCUUUCUGCCCUUAUACUGAAGCUGGGAAGUCUUCAUGGUCUUGCUGAAUUGGGCCGGAAUGAACUUCUACGAUCAUUAUUAAUUGCGUUUCAGUCAUUUUGUGACUGUGUUGGUGAUAUUGAGAUGGGAAAGAUAUUAGCCCGUGAUGGCGAACAAACUGAGAAGGAGAAGUGGAUUGAUCUUGUUCAGGAGGUUGCAUGCAGUUCCUCAGUAAAGAGGCCCAAAGAGGUUUUGCCAACUUGCAGCAUCUUAAGCAAAGCUCUCAACAAAAACCAGAGGGCUGAAAGGGAGGCUGCAGCAGCCGCACUGUCAGAAUAUAUUAGACACAGUGAAAAAGAACCUAUAUUGCUUGACCAAAUGGUUCUGGAGUUGUGUCAACAUGUCUCUGAUGACUCGCCAACUGUCAGGAGUCUCUGCCUACGUGGGCUUGUGCAGAUACCUGAGAGCUGUAUUCCUAAAUACAUCCAGCAAGUCUUAGGGGUAAUAUUAGCAUUACUUGAAGACACCAAGGAGUCUGUUCAAUUAACUGCUGUCCAGUGCUUGUUAACUGUUCUUAAUGUGUCAGAACAAGAUGCCAUUGACCCAGUUUUAAUCAAUCUUUUAGUAAGGCUACGCAAUCUCCAGGUUUCGAUGAAUACGAAAAUGAGGUCCAAUGCGUUUGCAGUUUAUGGUGCUUUAAGUGCCUAUGGUGUAGGUUCACAGCAGUUUCUUGAGCAGAUUCAUGCCACUCUUCCUCGCUUGAUCCUCCAUCUUCACGAUGAUGACCUAAGCGUUCGCCUUGCCUGUCGGAAUACGUUCCAACUCCUAGCGCCUUUGAUGGAAGUAGAUGGUUUGUCUUCACUCCUCAGCAAAAAAUAUUUCACCUCUGAUCGCCGUUCGGAUUAUGAGGACUUCAUUAGGGACUUAACAAGGCAACUCUGUCGACUAUCUCCUGCCAGAGUCGACAGCUACUUUGAAUCUGCUAUCCAGGCGUUUGAUGCACCUUGGCCAGUCAUCAAAGCAAAUGCAGUUUGCUUGGUGAGCUGCAUGCUAUCCUUUUUAGAUGAUCAACGGUUCCUCGCUCCUUACUUCUCCCAGGUGUUUGCUAUUUUGGUCGGUAGACUGAGCCAAUCACCAGAUGCAGUUGUUCGAGCAGCAUCAUCUUCUGCACUGGGCCUUCUGAUAAAGAGGUCUAACGUGGUUAAGACGUUGACUCCGAAAUUUGAUCGGGCUGAUUCAUCCCAGAAUUUUCAACAUGGAGAUACUCGUACGAAAACAUCAUCCGAGCCUCAACAGGAGACUAUAGAUAUGCCAAACGAUACACAACGAGAGCCAUAAAGAUGGUCAAAACCAAUCUCUGCUAGAUGUAACUCUGUAAAUCGUGUAUGUACGGUUUAGUCGUGCAUGUGCAUGACUGUAGAUAAUAGAAGAGUUUUUGUGUAGGACAUGCCAAUAGGCUUUCGGUAGCGAGUGGCGGCUGUACAGAAAUCCGUCACGUUCGUUGAUUGUUAUUUCUUUUAUUGAUUGAAUUCGCUCAGCAGUAAGCAUGUAAAAAGAUACCUCAGUGUCUUGUGUGGGUGAUAUGUGUGGAUCAGUGGAUGGAUCGACAUGCUUGUUCGCGACGAAUAACUACAAAAUUUAGUGCCACCGUGAGGCUA
Molecule: messenger RNA, 5621 nt
Organism: Oryza sativa Japonica Group (Japanese rice)
Lineage: Eukaryota; Viridiplantae; Streptophyta; Magnoliopsida; Poales; Poaceae
Product: protein SHOOT GRAVITROPISM 6
Cellular component (GO): cytoplasm
Source: RefSeq, a predicted model, not a curated record